Molecule: messenger RNA, 4420 nt
Organism: Euleptes europaea (tarantolino)
Lineage: Eukaryota; Metazoa; Chordata; Lepidosauria; Squamata; Sphaerodactylidae
Gene: ARFGEF2
Product: ADP ribosylation factor guanine nucleotide exchange factor 2
Exons: 32
Coding region: 13-4308 (1431 amino acids)
Biological process (GO): regulation of ARF protein signal transduction
Molecular function (GO): guanyl-nucleotide exchange factor activity
Source: RefSeq, a predicted model, not a curated record
CGCACCAAGAGCAUGUUCGUGUCGCGGGCCCUGGAGAAGAUCCUCUCCGAGAAGGAGGCGAAGCGGCCGCCUCACGGGCAGCUGCGGAGAGCCUGCCAGGUGGCGCUGGAUGAAAUAAAAGAAGAACUCGAAAAGCAAAGCCAAGGCAGUGUAACCACACCAAAAGCAAACUUCAUUGAAGCAGAUAAAUAUUUCUUGCCGUUUGAAUUGGCCUGCCAGUCAAAGUCCCCGCGGAUUGUCAGCACCUCCUUGGACUGCUUACAGAAACUAAUUGCAUAUGGACAUAUCACUGGUAAUGCUCCUGACAGUGGAGCUCCUGGAAAACGCCUGAUAGACCGGAUAGUUGAAACAAUCUGCAAUUGUUUUCAGGGUCCUCAAACUGAUGAAGGAGUGCAGCUACAAAUAAUAAAGGCUCUUCUUACUGCUGUCACAUCCCCAUAUAUAGAAAUCCAUGAGGGAACAAUUCUUCAGACCGUUAGAACUUGUUAUAACAUCUAUCUAGCCAGUAAAAAUCUCAUCAAUCAGACAACUGCCAAGGCCACCCUCACUCAGAUGCUGAAUGUUAUUUUCACACGGAUGGAAAACCAAGCUAUACAAGAGGCUAGAGAACUAGAAAAAACAAAUCAACAAAAAUGUCAUUCCCCCAUAAUUUAUACUGCGUCAGGGUCUCCAAAGAUUGGCCGAUUGCAACAUAAUCUGCAGGAGAGCAAACCUUCAACUCCUGUUAAAGCAGACCUGACUAAUGGUGAGCCAGAAAGUACAGAAAAUGGAGAGCGGAAGCCAAAGAACGAUCUGACUCCUCCAAUAUUCGAAGAAGAAACUGAUGGAUGCAAACAAAUUAUUAAAGAAAUCUUGGAGGAUGUGGUCACUUCAGCUGUUAGAGCCUCUUUAGAAGAAGAAACAAAAAAGCAGGCUGCGCCUGAAUUGGAUAGAAUGGCGUCUGAGCUGGAAACUGUAGCCCCUGCCUCUCCUGGUGGUAUUAAUGAAAAUGCACAAGCAAAUGGGAUUCCAGAUGAUAGACAGUCGGUCUCUUCCACCGAUAACCUGGAAACAGAUGUCCCCGGACCACAGGCAGCUGCCAAGUUCUCCCAUAUUCUUCAGAAGGAUGCCUUCCUUGUGUUCCGGUCACUGUGCAAGCUUUCGAUGAAACCACUUGGUGAUGGACCACCAGAUCCCAAGUCCCACGAGCUGCGCUCCAAGAUCGUGUCCCUGCAGCUGCUUCUCUCAGUUUUGCAAAAUGCCGGCCCGGUCUUCCGGACGCAUGAAAUGUUUAUAAAUGCAAUCAAGCAAUAUCUCUGUGUGGCAUUAUCAAAAAACGGGGUGUCUUCUGUUCCUGAUGUCUUUGAGCUGUCUCUUGCCAUCUUCCUCACCCUUCUUUCUAACUUCAAGACCCAUUUAAAAAUGCAGAUUGAGGUAUUUUUCAAAGAAAUCUUCUUGAACAUUUUAGAAACCUCUUCCAGUUCCUUUGAACACAAAUGGAUGGUGAUUCAGACCUUGACUAGAAUUUCUGCAGAUGCCCAAUGUGUAGUGGACAUAUACGUUAACUAUGACUGUGAUUUGAACGCUGCUAAUAUUUUUGAACGGCUAGUAAACGACUUGUCUAAAAUUGCGCAGGGACGGAGUGGACAUGAGUUAGGAAUGACACCUCUACAGGAACUAAGCCUAAGGAAGAAAGGUCUUGAAUGUUUAGUCUCUAUUUUAAAGUGCAUGGUAGAAUGGAGCAAAGACCUGUAUGUGAACCCCAACCAUCAGGCCAGCCUCGGUCCUGAUAAGUCUUCCGACCAGGAGAUGGGUGAAGGCAAGUGUUUGGAGAUGGGAGGAAGAAGAAGCAGUGCGAGCUCCUUAGAUUCAACGGUUUCCUCGGGAAUUGGGAGCGUGGGCACCCAGACCGCUCUUCACGACGAUCCCGAGCAAUUUGAGGUCAUCAAGCAACAAAAAGAGAUAAUCGAACACGGGAUUGAAUUGUUUAACAAGAAAUCGAAGAGAGGGCUGCAGUACUUGCAGGAGCAGGAAAUGCUUGGCGUAACAGUAGAAGAUAUAGCUCAGUUUCUGCACCAAGAAGAACGCCUCUGUUCUAGCCAAGUGGGAGAUUUUCUGGGGGACAGUAGCAAGUUUAACAAGGAAGUGAUGUAUGCCUACGUAGACCUGCUUGAUUUCUGCGGAAAGGACUUUGUCUCCGCUUUGCGUAUAUUUCUGGAAGGAUUUCGGUUACCUGGUGAAGCCCAGAAGAUUGAUAGACUAAUGGAAAAGUUUGCUGCUAGAUAUAUUGAAUGCAACCAAGGACAAAUUCUCUUUGCUAGUGCUGACACUGCCUACGUUUUAGCAUAUUCUAUUAUCAUGCUGACAACAGACUUGCACAGUCCUCAGGUGAAGAAUAAGAUGACAAAAGAGCAAUACAUAAAAAUGAAUCGUGGCAUCAAUGACAGCAAAGACCUUCCGGAGGAGUAUUUGUCUACUAUCUAUGAUGAAAUAGAAGGGAAGAAAAUAUCAAUGAAGGAUACAAAAGAAUAUGCAAUUUCAACAAAAUCUACUAAGCCAAAUGUAGCCAGUGAGAAGCAGCGACGGUUGUUGUACAACCUGGAGAUGGAGCAGAUGGCAAAGACUGCUAAAGCUCUGAUGGAGGCGGUGAGCCACGCGAAGGCCCCUUUUACUAGUGCAACUCACCUGGAUCAUGUCAGGCCCAUGUUCAAACUCGUGUGGACUCCAUUGCUGGCUGCUUAUAGUGUCGGCCUUCAGAAUUGCGAUGACACCGAAGUAGCCUCGUUGUGCUUGGAAGGAAUACGAUGUGCUAUCCGGAUUGCCUGCAUUUUUGGCAUGCAGCUUGAAAGAGACGCUUAUGUGCAAGCGCUUGCCCGCUUCUCCUUGCUGACCGCCAGCUCCAGCAUCACAGAAAUGAAACAAAAGAACAUAGAUACAAUCAAGACUCUUAUUACUGUGGCCCACACUGAUGGCAACUAUCUAGGGAAUUCCUGGCAUGAGAUCUUGAAAUGCAUCAGCCAGUUGGAGCUAGCACAACUCAUAGGCACUGGUGUUAAAACACGCUACCUCUCUGGGUCUGGACGGGAGAGAGAAGGGAGCCUCAAAGUUUUCACAUCUGGAGGUGAAGAGUUCAUGGGGCUCGGCCGAGGCAGUUUUGUUGGCGGAAGUGUUGAUAAAAGGCAAAUAGCCAGUAUUCAAGAAUCUGUUGGAGAAACCAGUUCACAAAGUGUGGUGGUGGCAGUGGACAGAAUAUUUACCGGAUCAACAAGACUGGAUGGAAAUGCAAUUGUUGACUUUGUCCGGUGGCUGUGUGCUGUUUCCAUGGACGAGUUGGCUUCCCCUCACCAUCCUCGCAUGUUCAGCUUACAGAAGAUUGUCGAGAUCUCCUACUACAACAUGAAUAGAAUUAGGCUGCAGUGGUCCAGGAUAUGGCAUGUGAUUGGAGAUCAUUUCAAUAAGGUUGGUUGUAAUCCUAAUGAAGAUGUGGCCAUAUUUGCAGUUGAUUCUUUGAGACAGCUGUCAAUGAAGUUUCUUGAAAAGGGAGAGCUGGCCAACUUCCGGUUUCAAAAGGACUUUCUGAGGCCCUUUGAGCACAUCAUGAAGAAAAAUAGAUCUCCAACUAUUCGUGACAUGGUGAUUCGCUGCAUCGCUCAGAUGGUGAAUUCUCAAGCUGCUAAUAUCCGCUCAGGGUGGAAAAACAUUUUUGCAGUAUUUCAUCAAGCAGCAUCGGAUCAUAAUGGGAAUAUUGUGGAGUUGGCAUUCCAGACAACAGGACACAUAGUUACCAAUAUUUUUCAACAGCAUUUUCCUGCAGCAAUAGAUUCCUUCCAGGAUGCCGUCAAAUGUUUAUCAGAGUUUGCUUGCAACGCUGCAUUUCCAGACACCAGUAUGGAAGCAAUUAGACUUAUCCGGUUUUGUGCUAAAUAUGUUUCAGAAAGACCUCAGGUUUUGAGAGAAUACACAAGCGAUGACAUGAAUGUGGCUCCUGGAGAUAGAGAGUGGGUCCGAGGAUGGUUUCCUGUUUUAUUUGAGCUUUCUUGUAUUAUCAAUCGGUGCAAGCUAGAUGUACGCACAAGAGGCCUAACAGUUAUGUUUGAAAUUAUGAAGAGCUAUGGGCAUACCUUUGAGAAGCACUGGUGGCAGGAUCUCUUUCGUAUCGUGUUUAGGAUAUUUGAUAACAUGAAGCUACCAGAGCAGCAAUCGGAGAAAUCUGAAUGGAUGACUACUACGUGUAAUCAUGCACUUUACGCAAUCUGUGACGUAUUCACACAGUUCUAUGAAGCUUUGAAUGAGAUUCUUCUUUCUGACAUAUUUGCACAGUUACACUGAUAACGAGCAGCUGGCUCGAUCAGGUACCAACUGCCUAGAAAGCCUGGUAAUAUUAAAUGGGCAAAAAUUCAGUCCAGAUGUUUGGGACCAGACCUGCAAUUGUAUGCUAGAG